GCAGUGACUUGCUGUGCAAAGUUAGUAAUGACACGUGUGUAACUACUUUACCUUGGCUCGCUGCUGGACAGUUAGCCAACUAAGUUAAAUGUUAGAAUAUCUUUACAUUGCAAGCGAAAACUGUGGAAUAUUGUGCCAUUGUUAUUAAAUGCGACGCAGGAUAUUGCUGGACUGAUAUCGAAGUUUAUUAUGGAAUUCGUAGUCUGCGAGCUGAUGUUCCAAUUCGCAAACAAAUGUAGCGGUAUAUGCUAGUCAGUUAUCUACCGUAGAAUAUAUAGUGCAUCGAUAUGGGCUGGCAGUCCAGAACUCGUAGUUUGCAAAUAUUUGACACCGAAUUCAGUGCCGAUACGGUGGAAUGGUGUCCUUUAGCGGAUUGGUCCGGUAUUCUGGCAUGUGGAACUUAUCAACUCCAAAAAGGCGAAGAGGGGACAGCUGGAGAAUUGACUGCCCCAAGUCGGAUUGGUCGACUGUACUUAUUUCAGUUUCGUCAGCAACCUCUGGGGUCUUUAAGUCCACACUUGACUGAGAUCCAGCGGAUCGAUAGUCCAGCGAUUCUUGAUCUGAAGUGGUGUCAUAUACCGAUAUCAGAUCGCCCUCUUCUGGGCAUGGCUACAGCCAGUGGUGACAUACAGCUGUUCAGACUUAAAGAUACUCAGAGAGAAGAUGGUUGUGGUCUUGACAAGGUGUCAGAAACAGAACUUGGACAGGAUAGGCUGGCACUCUCAUUAGACUGGUCUACUGGGAGGGGUGACUGCAGUGAUGUACGGACAGUAUCCAGUGACUCUUCAGGCAGUAUAUCUGUAUUGUCUCUUGGGGAGUCCAGUUUCUCUCUUGUUUCACAAUGGAAAGCUCAUGAUUUUGAGGCUUGGAUUUCAGCUUUCAGUUACUGGGACACACAGAUUGUAUACUCUGGUGGCGAUGACUGUAAACUGAAAGGCUGGGAUCUUAGAAUGGGUCCCUCACACCCAACUUUCACCAGCAAAAGGCAUUCUAUGGGUGUAUGUAGCAUACAUAGUAAUUGCCAUCGGGAGCGUAUCCUAGCAACGGGAAGUUAUGAUGAGAAUGUACUGUUGUGGGAUGAACGGAACAUGCGCGAGCCCCUCAGUGAAACUCCUAUGGGUGGCGGUGUUUGGAGACUCAAGUGGCAUCCCACACAAGAACACCUGCUCUUGGCUGCUUGUAUGCACAACGACUUCCAUAUCCUUCACUGCAAGCAGGCCAUGGAUGGAAAUGGAGGACCAUGCCCUACUCUGGCCUCUUAUGUCCUCCACAACUCUUUGGCUUAUGGUGCUGACUGGUCUCAUCUGUCCUUGGUUGGGUCUCCUCCCCCUUCCUCACUGGAGCCAGAGGAACCCUGCACAAGCCUUUCCAACACUGGAGGCCACCUUAGGAUCCAGUAUGAGUCUCCCACUGCCAGUUUUGACACUUCUCUGGAGGAUGAAUCAGGCCAGUACAUACCAGACCCGAUUUCACCUGCAAAGACCCCAGCCAUAGUCAGUCUCCCUGGUCCUGCUGAGGACUCCUCCUCCUCCAUGUCCUCUUUACUGGCUACCUGUUCCUUCUAUGACCACAUGCUCCACGUGUGGCGCUGGGAUUGGACCCAGGAGGCAAGACAGACAGAAGGAGAGGGAGAGAGAGAGGAGGGUGGGCCAUCUUCAUCUUGAAGCGAUGGAUGGAUGAAUUGUAAAGAGAAGGACGGAAAUAAUGAUUGUUUUUGAACCUAUGUAAGAUGAACCCUAAAGAUAAACCUAAAGUUGAAAUUGUAAGUUGUCUGUGGAAGAACUAUUUGAUGGGUCAGAAUAAUGGGGAUGAGUCGUGAGAUCAGUCCCUCAGCCUGGUUUUUCAAGUUAUGAGGAGUAAAAAUCCCAACACUAUGCAAUAUGUGUGGAAAGGAAAGAUUUGCCAUGCAGUAUUUAUGAACAGUCUUGAUUUCAGUUUGGAUUCAUGGACAUAUCAAUACUUUCUUCUUCCUCAGUUAAUUUAAUUUCAAACCUCAGUCACAACAAGUUAUAUUUCAAUUAUGUAUGCAAGUAAUACACCAGCAAUACCAAUAAAUCACUAUCUU
This is a messenger RNA of Chanos chanos (milkfish), 2065 nucleotides long. It is a transcript of the gene dph7, whose product is annotated as diphthamide biosynthesis 7. Gene Ontology annotation, cellular component: cytoplasm. Gene Ontology annotation, biological process: protein histidyl modification to diphthamide. Lineage: Eukaryota; Metazoa; Chordata; Actinopteri; Gonorynchiformes; Chanidae. The coding region runs from base 288 to 1664 and encodes 458 amino acids. The record is from RefSeq and is a predicted model, not a curated record. The transcript is spliced from 9 exons. Gene Ontology annotation, molecular function: diphthine methylesterase activity; protein binding.